GGAGGCAAUUGAAGUGGUUGCUAUGAGACCCGCGAGCACAGGACCAGCAGCCAGUCCGACGCUGAUGGUUCUUACAUCGUACUAAACCUUUCUUUUGACACAGUUUUAGGGUUGCUUAAUAUCUGAGCAAGCACCUGACACGGGUGACUUUUUCCUUCUUCAUUCUCCUCCGGUCCCUCGGGGAAGAUGGAGGUAGAAAACGAAGCCAGCUGCUCCCCCAGCAGCGCAUCAGGCGGGUCCAGAGAGUACAAGGUGGUCAUGCUGGGAGCGGGGGGAGUUGGUAAAAGCGCAAUGACAAUGCAGUUUAUUAGUCAUCAGUUCCCUGAUUAUCAUGACCCCACUAUUGAAGAUGCUUAUAAGACCCAGGUUAGGAUUGACAACGAGCCAGCUUAUUUGGACAUCUUGGACACUGCUGGUCAGGCAGAGUUCACAGCCAUGAGGGAACAGUACAUGCGAGGUGGGGAAGGAUUCAUCAUUUGCUACUCCGUCACUGACCGCCAGUCAUUCCAGGAGGCUGCCAAGUUUAAAGAGCUCAUUUUUCAGGUCCGUCACACCUAUGAAAUCCCCCUGGUGCUGGUGGGUAACAAAAUUGACCUGGAACAGUUCCGCCAGGUCUCUACAGAAGAAGGCUUGAGUCUGGCUCAAGAAUAUAACUGUGCUUUUUUUGAGACCUCUGCAGCCCUCAGAUUCUGCAUUGAUGACGCCUAUCAUGGUUUAGUGAGAGAAAUCCGCAAGAAGGAGUCCACGCCAUCCUUGAUGGAAAAGAAACUGAAGAGAAAAGAUAGCCUGUGGAAGAAGUUAAAAGGCUCACUGAAGAAGAAGAGAGAAAACAUGACAUGAUAGCUUUACUUCUAACUCCAUUCCUUUCUCUCUCUCUCUGCAUUUUAUCAGUUGGACAAUUCCAGAUGUUGCAUUCUGCUUCAAUUUUCCUCUCUCUCUCUCUCUCUCUCUCUCUCUUUCUCUCCCUCUUUCAAUCCUUCCCUCCCUUCCUCCCUGCCUCUCUCUCAAUAUCUGCCUGUAGGUAAAAGCAAGAUCUACAUAGUUGUACUCUUGAGAUAGUUUUGUUUUGCCCUUAACAGUUGGAUGGAUUUUGUCAAUCAGCCGGAUAUGCUGUUUAGUUUUUACAAUAUAUGACUAAAUAAAAUUGACAUUCCAAUUGA
Messenger RNA from Hipposideros armiger (great roundleaf bat), 1160 nucleotides. RefSeq names its product Ras like without CAAX 2 (gene RIT2). Gene Ontology annotation, cellular component: membrane. The coding region runs from base 187 to 840 and encodes 217 amino acids. Gene Ontology annotation, molecular function: GTP binding; GTPase activity. The transcript is spliced from 5 exons. NCBI's taxonomy places the organism in Eukaryota, Metazoa, Chordata, Mammalia, Chiroptera, Hipposideridae. The record is from RefSeq and is a predicted model, not a curated record. Gene Ontology annotation, biological process: signal transduction.